CAAACCCCUCCUCCCUUUUGCCGUCUCCUGCCCUGCCCCCACAAACAUCCGACAGCCUCUCCGCCUUUAGCCGCGCUACCACCACCGGCAGAGCUCCCGAGCUUCGGAACUCCGCGGCAGCAGUCACCAGCUCCACCACUACCGCAAGGUCGGUGAGCUGCGGCGGGAGAGAUGGAGCGGCUGAACACGAAGCUGUACCUGCAGAACUGCUACAUCAUGAAGGAGAACGAGCGGCUGCGCAAGGCGGCCCUGCUGCUCAACCAGGAGAACCAGGCCCUGCUCUCCGAGCUCAAGCACCGCCUCGCCAAGUCCGCCGCGGCCGGCGCCGGCGCCGGCAACAACAACAGCAGCAACGGGGCGGCGGCGGCGGCGGCGGCUAACCGCGCGUCGCCGAAGCCCGGCAUCGACGCCGCGCCGCUGGCUCAGGCCGGCGGCAAGGGCAAGCCUGCUCCCAAGCCCAAGUAGGCAGGCAGCCCACCAUUGCAGCUCGAUCGCAAGCUACCUGGUGGUGCACACGCGGUGUCUGCUCGAGCUUGUGUCCUAGUGGCCUUCAUGGCGUUGGGUUUAGUCAGUUAGCUCUGGAUGUUGAUUUUCAGAAAGGUUUAGUCGUUUAAUUUUAGAGUUGAUGGAAAUCUCAGGAGUCCUGCCCCGACGGGCACUGGUGUAGCAGGAAUGCCCUUGUACUGAAUGGAUGGCGACUAGAUCGGUUGGGGGUGCAGAGAGAUCAUGGAUUCAUGGGUGUC
Panicum virgatum (switchgrass) is the source of this 743-nucleotide messenger RNA. Its product is annotated as protein LITTLE ZIPPER 4-like. Bases 172 to 465 code for a protein of 97 amino acids. The record is from RefSeq and is a predicted model, not a curated record. NCBI's taxonomy places the organism in Eukaryota, Viridiplantae, Streptophyta, Magnoliopsida, Poales, Poaceae. The transcript has 2 exons.